Strongylocentrotus purpuratus (purple sea urchin) is the source of this 4347-nucleotide messenger RNA. Its product is annotated as dipeptidyl peptidase 1. Gene Ontology annotation, molecular function: cysteine-type endopeptidase activity. NCBI's taxonomy places the organism in Eukaryota, Metazoa, Echinodermata, Echinoidea, Camarodonta, Strongylocentrotidae. The coding region runs from base 303 to 1751 and encodes 482 amino acids. The record is from RefSeq and is a predicted model, not a curated record. The transcript is spliced from 6 exons. Gene Ontology annotation, cellular component: lysosome.
CUAAGAUAUAGAGACACAUCACGUGAAGAUGAUUAUGGGCGGUACGCAUGCGCACAUGGGCGAUCUUCAAAGAGGAAUAAAGCUACAUCGAACGAUCAUAAUAUAGCUAAUUUUCGUCCCCUACCAGGCCAUUUCAGCAACGUUGACGGCGACCGGAGCGAUCUCAUACCUUACCAUAUGGUUGAUUCCUGGUCCAUCGUCUCCCGAAUUCAGCUGAAGUAGAAACAUUUGCUUGAAGCAUUAUUCCAUCUUUCAAAGUUGCCCAUUUUUACCAACCCUGCCGGAACAUUAAAUAUCUCGCGAUGCUGUGCACGAUGAAGGCAAAUUCGGCGAGAAUAUAUCUGUGGGCAUCUCUUGUGGUCCUACUGGUUUUUCUUACUUGGGAAGGACCAAGAGGCGGGACCUUUGUAGGAGCCGAUACUCCUGCAAACUGCAGCUUUGAAGAGAUCGAAGGAAGAUGGAAGUUUCUCAUGGGCCCGAGUACUGAGAACAGCCGAGUUAACUGUUCGAUGCCCUGGAAACCCGUGAAGACCUGGAUUGUGAGUCUUCGAUUUCCUGACCUUGCAAUCGAUGAAACUGUUGGAAGAACCGGCUUUUGGACCCUCAUAUACAACCAGGGCUACGAAGCGGUGAUCCGCAACCGCAAGUUCUUCGGCUUUUCCGACUUCGAGAAGAUCUCAAAGAAGAAGGUCAUCAGCUACUGUAAUGUCACCAUCGGUUGGUCUCAUAAUGACGAUGGGGGAGACUGGGCCUGCUUCAGAGGUGAACAGAUCAUGCGAUUCCGCGACACCGGUACGUCUCCCGUCAAGGUCAACAACCUUGACGAGUCUGCAACGCAGUUCGAUGAAAACGCCAUUCACCGAAGGAACGACAAGUUCAUUGAAGGCAUCAACAAACACCAGGAUUCUUGGAAGGCCACCUACUAUGACCGCUACGUAAACCUGACCCUCGGGGAUAUGAGACGCAGGGCAGGUGGCAAGCUCUGGAAGCGUGUAUGGCCCGACGUUUCCCCGACAGACGAACGCACUAAACAAGCGGCCUCUAAUCUCCCUGAGAAAUUUGACUGGCGUGACGUAGGCGGCAUCGACUACGUGUCUCCUGUCCGUGAUCAGGGAAUAUGCGGAAGCUGCUAUGCCUUCGCCUCUACAGCCACACAGGAGUCCAGGCUGAGGGUGAUGACCAAUAACAAUGUCAAGGUGGUGAUGUCCCCUCAAGAAGUGGUCAGCUGCUCCGAGUAUGCCCAAGGGUGCGAGGGCGGGUUCCCGUACCUAAUUGCAGGGAAGUACGGUCAGGACUUUGGCUUGGUAGACGAGACUUGCUAUCCAUACCGUGAACGCGACGCACCUUGCCGCCAGGUCUCCUGCAGGAGAUUCCGCACCAGUGAAUACCAUUACAUCGGGGGCUUUUACGGAGCUUGCAACGAAGACUUAAUGCGCCUGGAGCUCCUCCGCAGCGGACCUCUCGCUAUCAGCUUCGAGGUUUACGAUGAUUUCCUCUUCUACCGCGGGGGUAUUUACCACCACGUCCCGAUGUACGACCGAUUCAACCCUUGGGAGACCACUAACCACGUUGUCACCAUCGUAGGGUAUGGCCACAAAGGCAACAAUCCGAAGAAGGGUGAAAAGUACUGGAUCGUUCAAAACACCUGGGGAUCGGAGUGGGGAGAGAGGGGCUACUUUAGGAUCAGGAGAGGCGAUAAUGAGUGCAAUAUCGAAACUCUAGCAGUUGCCACAACUCCACUAACAAAUUAGACCCAAACAAUAGUUGUAACAACCCCGAUUUACAUGUGUAUUUGGGUCUGAAUACAGAAGAUGGAAAUGUAUGGGUUUGACUGAACAUCUUAAAACCAUUUUCAUUACCAUUACGAGGAAUACUUCUGGAAAAAUUUGGCGAAAAAAAAAAAAAAAAAAAAAAGGACAUCUGCAUUUGGCAUACAAAAAUAAAUCCUAUACAAUUUUAUGAUAGCAUAUUUGUAACGUAAGGAAAAAGUUGUGAUAAAUUUAUAUCUUCGUUACCGAGAUUUGUUUUAAAUUCUUUUUACCAGUAAUUUUGAAUUACUCUUUUAUUUUCCUUGGAAAGUUAUUUACACAGAGAAUGUAACCACACACACAACUAAUAUUAAUAAGACAUUCAUUGACAAAAAAACUUUUGUAUACCCUAUCAUUGAAUAAACGGCUAUCUUUAAAAUAAUCCCCUAUCCAUGUUUUCAUUUCCGUGUUACGCAUGAAACAGGCAAACGUUUGUUAAAUAUUCGGAGAAGAUGAUAAAGAAAUAGACCCAACUCACUUACAUGCAAAAGUAUAUUAGGAUUAAACACAUGCAUUAACAUUUUGAAAUAUAUUACCGUUCAAAUGUUAAAUAAAUUGGAAGUCACAUUUAAUAUUUGUUAUAACCAUGAUAACUAAAACCGGUAUAUUUUGGUGGAGGGGAACUAGGUGUGUUUUGUGCGGAAAUGAGAAAUGAGAAAAUCUGUAAGGGAUACGAAUUUCCACUGUAAAUGAAACAUCUACGUUGCAAAUUAGAAAAAUACAUGUCCAAAAGAGAGUUAAUAAUACUUUAGUAUAUCGAUGGAUUUUUUAAGAGUAUAACACAAAUUGAUUGUAAUUCUUGGCUACGGUUUUAACAGAGAAAAUGCAGCUUUCGGAAGAAGGCAAAGGUGUGUGAGGCACUAACUUCAGUGAUGGUUGAAUGUGUAUUUUGUGUGAUAAAGAGUUAUUCUAUGUAAAUAAUAGUCAAAUCGAUUUAUUUGUGAUACUGGCAUGAUAACGCAUCACUUCCUUUUAAUGUUAUUAUACCCUAACCUUUCGAACAUAUACGUGAUUUAUAAUUAUUGUCGAUGCGUAGUAGAUGGUAUAUACUGUAUUAAACGAUAUUGAUAGUUCUUUAGCAGUAUGGUGAUCAAAUUAUGGUUUAUAUUAUCUUUUGAGCUGGGACUCGAUGAAUUGUAACGUAAACUUAAAACAUUUAGGCGACUUUGUCCCAUUAUUUCUCGAAUAAGUAUUAACAGCGAUUCAAGCGAUCGAUUUCUUUCCUUCCAAACUGUUGGUUUAUCACGACUUAAUCUAAAUUACAAAGUAUUGGGAUUGAAUUGAUAUAAUGCGUCUCUUUUUAUCAUGUAUGCUCAAUGAAAGCAACAAUUCACGUGUCUUCCAAAUUUGUGUUAUAUUCAUUACAGGACAAGAUAUUUAUUUUGAUUGCCGAAAACUCUACAUUUGAUUGUAAGCGGCUCUUUUUUCGUUUAUAUUACUUUUCUUCUGAUUAUCUUAAUUAUUGUUAUCAUUUCAGGGGUGUCUUUUACAAUAUUCUGUUUUAUUUACCAAUGUAUAACCCAAUAAACACCAAUUUUGUAGCCAAUCAUAUCCCUUUCUAUCAAUACAUGAAAUAUUCCAUUAUCACUUCUAUUAUAUAUACUAAUGUACAUAUCCUAAGCAUUUAACCCCAAUCAGACAAAUUAACGUUUUUAAUUCAUUUACAAAAAAAUGGUAGACAAGAGCAACAUAUUGAUGUAUUUCCAUUGAAUCUUGUCCACAUACAAUUCAAACUUUGAUAUAUUACUGUCUGCCUUCUCCGUCGUUAGAUAUUUAAUUUCUGUCUCGAGAGUGGAGUGCAUCAUUCUCAUGUGGCUGACCAAGCGAAUGAUGUUUAAUCCCGUUGUGACGUCAUGUAACGUUUGAAGAAGCACGGAAUAUUAAAUAUGUGUACAUGACACGCAUCUCAUCGUUUUAGGACUGUGGCAAUGUUACAAAGUAUAUAGGUGGAUACUCGACAUAUCAGUAGUACAUCGUUCGUUUUUAUUAUAGUACAUUUAGAGUUCGUUCAUGAAAAGAAAAUUCAUCAGUGUUCAUCAAAUUAUAAUCAUGUACGGAAUAUUAGACGUGUAUAUUGUAAGUUAUUCGUAUUUUGAUAAAAACGUAUCUUGUCCAUGAAAGUCAUUUUGCUUUUAUUAUACAAAUCAUCACUAUAUUUCUGUCUUUAAGAAUUUUAGUUUAAGCCACGUUUGAAGUGUUAAGAAAGAAAUUGUACAUAAAUCUACAUAGUGGCUGAAAAGUAUUUUAUUGCUAUUUGCCGUUCCUUUACGUAUAUUGGUGAAUCUCUUUGUCUAAUUUUUCGGAAUAGUUUAUCACUAGUCUUAUUGUAUUAAAAUCAAUGUGUUUUGAAAAAGGAGGAACAAAAAAAGAAGGGGAGAAAAGUAAUUAAAAAAUAUCACUGUGUGGAAAUCUCUACUUCAUCUUUAUUACCGUUUUAAUAUAAGUUUUAUCGUUUGUACACAAUUUUGUUGAAAAGGUUACCAUACGUUAACAGCUCUAAACAUCGAUUUAUGAAUAAACUCUAUUUCUAUACUGUUGA